CAUUAAGCGACUACAGAUAAUAGUUUCUUUUUAAACUGUCAUCGACCCAAAAGGCUCCAUGCUUUUAGUCGCGGGUUCCCUCCCCGGUCUAUCCGUACUGCGUACCUCCGAAGGAUUCGGUAUACGCCUUUCUUCGCAGAUAUCUUGUCAAGUCGAUUACUUUACAAAUCACCAAUCAUGAUCCGAAGCAAACUCACUGAGGCACAGAACACAACAGAUGUGGAGUCCCGAAACUUCGACGGCCUGUGGUCAUGUCACUUUUGCUUCUCCGCUUUUCAGCGAUACGAUCAUCUUAAGCGCCAUAUAGCUACACACACAUCAGAAAGGCCCUAUCGAUGUGAGUUUUGUGGCUCGCCGUAUAAACGAGGGGAUGCCCUGCGGCGCCAUUGGAAGUCAUGUUCCGCUCGGAUAGCAUCCGGUCAGUGUAUACCAGAACCACGCCAUGGUGGCAAGGAAAAGCACGCGUGUGAUGGCUGUGCAAAAGCAAAAAAGUCAUGUAGUGGAGAGCUGCCGUGCUCGGAGUGCUGCACCCGCAACCGAAUAUGCACUUACCAACGUCUCCACCAAAGGGAGGAAGUGACCUUACAACGUGGAUCUAGCGACUCGAGUCAGGAACAAAGCCCACCGAUCGACAAGCGUAGCUUGAACCAUUCGACCUGGGAUCUUGGGCUCCAAACCUUCUACCCAGGCAGAGACGCUUGGUUUGAAGCCUAUGGCCGUUUAGUUAACUCAGGGAGAGUACCAUCCAUGCCAGACCCUGGAAGGCUUCGAUAGCAUAUGUUCAUUCUGGACAAUGUUUAAGUUUGCCCAAAGAGAACAGAAUUAUUCAAAUCCUACACAAAACGAAGCCGAUUCGCCGAUAUAAACUAAAAAGGUCAAGCUAAAAUGCCAUGUCUACAAAGAAUAUACGUUGCAUCUUGCUCGGCACCUGUCAAUUCUUGAGUUGUCUCUGCGUUUAUUGUCCUGCCGAUGAACUCCGCAAGCAUUGACCUCUUCUUCGGCGCUUU
This is a messenger RNA of Aspergillus pseudotamarii, 1007 nucleotides long. RefSeq lists its product as uncharacterized. The transcript is spliced from 3 exons. Gene Ontology annotation, biological process: regulation of DNA-templated transcription. The coding region runs from base 178 to 774 and encodes 198 amino acids. Lineage: Eukaryota; Fungi; Ascomycota; Eurotiomycetes; Eurotiales; Aspergillaceae. Gene Ontology annotation, molecular function: zinc ion binding; DNA-binding transcription factor activity, RNA polymerase II-specific. The record is from RefSeq and is a predicted model, not a curated record.